GCUCUCACAGAUCUUGUAUCUCUGAAGGGGGCAAUCUCCAAAUGACUGUUGUGUGUGCAGCCUGUGACAUGUGAGCUAAAGAAACAGAAGACAUCUCUUGGCUGCUGCUCGGAUGCCAGGAGGCCCUGGUGCCAAGCUUUAGCUGUUCCAUCCAACACACUGGAAUGUGGAUUUUGACCCGGCUGCAUUUUCCUAAGAAGGAAAGCAGUAUCGCCAGGUCCGAGAAAGAGGGGACUGUGUAUUUUCAAAGAAGCCAGCUGACUCCCAGCAUCAAACGCUCCUGGCCGGCCCUUCCACUGAGGUCGGCACUCUUCAGCUGGACACCGUUUUGCCUGAAUUCACCCCAGUCUUACCAGAGGGAGAGGCAUUUCAGCUGUGCCUAUACUAUUAAGCCUACAGCCUCUGCAGACUGGAAAUUUUGCUGUUUCAUUGUCAUCAGCAAGUAAUUGUGGUAUCUCUGCUUUAGCAAACUGGAAAAUGGAAAUGAAGAGAAAUACAACAAAGUUGCUGUGGCUAUUGAUGUUCUUUGAUAUUGUGUCAUUCAGCUAUGAAAAAUCAAUGAGAGAGCGAGCUAUUGAGCUGAUGCAAGAUGCACGUUUAAUUGAUGGCCACAAUGACUUUGCACUGCGGCUGAGAAUACUUUACCAAAAUAUGCUCAGUAGAGUCAACUUAAGAGAACUCAACAUGACCCACACAAACCUUGCAAAACUUCAGGCUGGUUAUGUGGGAGCUCAGUUUUGGUCAGUGUAUGUUCUUUGCAGCGCUCAGAACAAGGAUGCUGUGCGUCUGACCUUAGAGCAAAUUGAUGUUGUCAAGAGGAUGUGUAACAGCUAUGAAGAGCUUGAACUUGUGACAACUUCCCAAGGUAUCUCUGACAGUAUAAGGAUCGCGUGUUUGAUUGGAAUAGAAGGUGGUCACUCCAUUGACAGCAGUCUGGCAACACUGAGGAUGUAUUAUGACCUGGGUGUUCGUUACAUGACUUUAACACAUACCUGCAAUACACCUUGGUCUGAAUCAUCAUCUAAAGGAAUACACAACUUUUAUCCCAGUGUUACUGGUCUGACUGCAUUUGGCCAAGAAGUGGUAAAGGAGAUGAAUCGCCUGGGUAUGCUGAUAGAUUUAUCUCAUACUUCAUAUUUCACAGCAAAAGCUGCACUGAGUAUCUCAAAAGCACCAGUAAUUUUCAGCCAUUCCUCGGCAUUUUCUAUUUGUAAUCACUCAAGAAACGUUCCUGAUGAUAUCCUCCAGCAACUGAAAAAGAACAAGGGAAUUAUCAUGGUGACUUUCAAUGCAGACGUACUGGCUUGUGGCAGAAAAGUUGUUAAUGUUUCUACCCUUGCAGACCAUUUUGACCACAUAAAGAAAAUUGCAGGCUCAGAAUCAAUAGGAAUUGGUGGUGACUAUGAUGGAGUGAAACGUUUCCCUGAGGGAUUGGAAGAUGUUUCUAAAUACCCUACUUUGAUUGAGGAACUUCUUAGAAGAGGAUGGACUGGAACUGAACUAAAAGGGGUCUUGAGAGAGAACUUUCUUCGUGUCUUCAGAGAAGUGGAAAACGUGCGGAACAUGAGUGGACUAAUGGAUGUAGGUGAAAGUGAAAUUCCGCAAGAAGUAGUACAAAAUUCCUGUCGCCUAGACCUACGUAAUCAUCAGCUUCAGACAGUCAGGUCCUUUGGAUUUCCUUCUGUGGCACAACCUUUCAGUCUGAUACUUGUAACUGUAUCAAAUUUAAUACUGUAUUUUGAAUCAUAAGAUCUAUGGAGUCUAGAGAGAGAUAUACGGAGUAAUCUGCAAUGCAACUAGUUAUCUUAAAAAGCUAUGUAAAGCUAUGCUGGAUUUUUUUCUGUAAUUUCUAUAAAUUCACCUGUAUACUUGAAAGUUAAUGUAGAUUUUAAAUGCUGUAGCAAAAGCAUUCAGAAUUUGAAGUCAUAAAUUCUGUGUCAUCUUGGCUAAACCAGGAUCAACAUUGUUAAUGGAAAGUAUUCACAUUUAAUGAAUAAAUUCUCUAAUAUGUGACACAUGGUUUUGGUACCCAUAUUGUUGGACUUGGUAUAAGUACUUGAGUCCAGAAUCGGCAGUUCCACACAGGAACUAGAGAACAUGAAUAAGACACCUGUGCUGAGAUGUUUUCAGAUAUUACUUGUUAAAUCAGACAACUUUCAUCAUCAGUCAAUGGCUUAGUCAGAGAAGGCCACUGCCCUGGUAUAUGUACAAGGGUGUUUUUUCGGUUUGUUGCUUAUUUUUUAAGAUGACAAGAUGGAUGACAUGGCUAUUUCAGUUUGGAUUUCAUGCUUACCACUAGCUUUAGGGAUCCAUCCUGCAGUAUUAAACUCUUAUUUUUGAACCCUGACCAGGACAGUGGGCAACUGGAGAGUUACUGAAGGGUGGAGGCAGAUGUCUUGCAUUCAGGUACAGGUGACCAGGCAAUGGUGUAGAUACAUUUCUGUAAUCUGGGGACUGCUGUUUGCUGCCUGUUCAUGAAGCUGGGAGCAAGAAUAAGCCAGGACAAAGUAGGAAUUCUGGCUACUCAGAGGGUAAGAUUUUGUUCUGAUAUUUUUAUUGCAGUCUGAAAAGUAUAAAAUGAGUAUUUAAAUUAAAUUUUUUUUAGACUGUUCCACAGCUUUGUGGAAAUCUUUUUCACAUUUGGACAGUGAUCCUUAUCAAUAACAGGUUUUAUUAUUUUAUUUUUAUUCUAGCUGGCUAAAAUCAGACCACUGUCAAAUGAUUAACAGGCAUGAGAUUAGAAAGAAGUAUUUUUAUUAUAAAUCUUCUGCUGUUUCAGCCUUUGGAACACGUUUUCAAAUACACAAGGUAUGUGAGGUUAGAAGCCACUGUUAUACAGAAGAACAUACAUUGAGAUAGGCCUAAUCUUGGUAGGCUAAUAUGGCUCAAACCUGGAAUUUUAAUCAAAUAAU
Messenger RNA from Athene cunicularia (burrowing owl), 2912 nucleotides. Its product is annotated as dipeptidase 2-like. The transcript is spliced from 12 exons. The record is from RefSeq and is a predicted model, not a curated record. Gene Ontology annotation, biological process: proteolysis. Gene Ontology annotation, molecular function: metallodipeptidase activity. NCBI's taxonomy places the organism in Eukaryota, Metazoa, Chordata, Aves, Strigiformes, Strigidae. Bases 478 to 1749 code for a protein of 423 amino acids.